GUGGAAUCACUCUCUGGAAGAUUCUGAGCCCUGCUCCCUGGGAAAGAAUAAUGAGUUGUAAGGGUUAAACCCAGACUACAUAUAAAUCUGCAAAAGGAGGAACUCAAAAAAGCACUUGUUUUGGACUUUGCCUUCAGUUUAUUUGCAAUCCAGUAGGAAUAUGGAAAGUUAAAUAGUUCAAGACUCUGUUAAGUGUCAGUACAACCUAAGUGACAAGGUACCAAACGCAUGUUUAACUGCCCAGUGGAACCAUCCCAGUAACUUCCAUGUAUUGAACCUAGGCUGUGCCCGUGAGACAAGUGGCUCCACUUCUCUGGGUUUCGUCGGAGUCGGUGCAGCUCCUGUGAGGACCGGCAGCUCCUUCCUGCUGAGGACUCAGGAGAGGGCCAGAUUCAGGAUUGUUUUGGGGGAGAAAUCCCAACUCAAAAUCAGAGAAACGGGAGACCGUGUCAAUUUGGAGAGUACACUAACUACUAAAUACCAUAGUCUUCCAAGAUUGCACUGAGGAACCCAAGCCCAAGGAUCCCACUGUGGUGGUGGUUGAAGAAAUUAUCAAGACCACUUCCAGAUUGGUCCUCCUUGCCAUUGCAUAAAUGAUUUCAAUGUUUCUCCGACACUGAGUCUCUUAGCAUCUUGGGAUCUUACGCCCCAUAGACAGUCCACAACAGAGGCAACAAGACUGUUAGAAGGAGAGUGAGAAAUAUAUACCCUGAGGAAGAGUCAAUUGAUGCGGGACCGUUGUCUUAUUUUAAAAAAUUGCCACGGACACCCCCAACCUUCAGGAACCACCAUCAGCAGCCAUCAGCAUUAAGUCAGGACCCUCUACCAGCAAAAACAUUAUAGAGAAGAGAGCAAUAAAGCAUUUUCAAAUGAAGGUGAAGCUGAUGAGAAUAAUGUUCAACAUCAACCCCCUGGAGAAUCUGAAGCUGUAUAUCAGCAGUCGGCCUCCCCUGGUGGUCUUUAUGAUCAGUGUAAGCGCCAUGGCAAUAGCUUUCCUCACCCUGGGCUAUUUCUUCAAAAUCAAGGAGAUUAAGUCACCAGAAAUGACGGAGGAUUGGAAUACUUUUCUGCUGCGUUUUAAUGAUUUGGACUUUUGUGUAUCAGAGAAUGAAACAUUAAAGCAUCUCACAAAUGACACCACAGCUCCGGAGAGCACAAUGACCAGCGGGCAGUCUAGAGCAUCCACCCAAUCCCCACAGGCCCUGGAGGAUUCAGGCCCAGUUAACAUCUCAGUUGCAAUCACCCUAACUCUGGACCCACUUAAACCUUUUGGAGGGUACUCUCGCAAUGUUACUCAUUUGUACUCAACCAUUUUAGGGCAUCAGAUUGGACUUUCAGGCAGGGAAGCCCACGAGGAGAUAAACAUUACUUUUACCCUGCCUACUUCUUGGAGCUCAGAUGACUGUGCCCUUCAUGGUCACUGUGAGCAGGUGGUGUUCACAGCCUGCAUGACUCUCACAGCCAACCCUGGUGUGUUCCCCGUCACCGUACAGCCACCACACUGUGUGCCUGACACAUACAGCAAUGCCACGCUCUGGUACAAGAUCUUCACAACUGCCAGAGAUGCCAACACAAAAUAUGCCCAAGAUUACAACCCUUUCUGGUGUUAUAAGGGCGCCAUUGGAAAAGUCUAUCAUGCUUUAAAUCCCAAGCUCACAGUUAUUGUUCCAGAUGAUGACCGUUCAUUAAUAAAUUUGCAUCUCAUGCACACCAGUUACUUCCUUUUCGUGAUGGUGAUAACAAUGUUUUGCUAUGCUGUUAUCAAAGGCAGACCCAGCAAAUUGCGUCAGAGCAAUCCCGAAUUUUGUCCUGAAAAGGUGGCUUUGGCUGAUGCCUAAUCGCACAACUGCCUGUUUCCUGCGAGGGAGUGAGAGAACCAUAAUCAUUGCCUGCUGAACCCAGCCUGGGCCUGGACACUCUGUGAAUACAUUAUCUUGCAAUGUUGGGUUAUUCCAGCCAAAGACAUUUCAAGUGCCUGUAACUGAUUUGUAUAUAUUUAUAAAAAUCUAUUCAGAAAUUUGUCCAAUGAUGCACGUGCUUUGCACUGGGUGCAGCCAGAACCCUCAUCCUCACCCGUGCACUUGGGGAGAUGAUUCUGCAGAGUGCCAGAGAGGUGAUCGUGCUCUGGCGGAGCAGGCCCUGUUGCCUUUCUAGGAGCGUUUCAUUGCUGGUGGGGUUGAGGUUUGCUUUGGUUCUUGUUUCAGCCCGAUAUGUACAGAAUGUUCAAAACAGUCUGCACCUUUGAUAUGAUACUGCAUUUUCAAAGCCACCAAUCCAUUUUGUGGAUUUUAUGUGUCUGUGGCUCAAUAAUCAUAGUAAACAACAGUAAUAACUUUUUCUGUUUUGCUUGCAAGGAAACAUACCUAUCUAAGUUUUUUUUCUUUUUUCUUUGAAGAAAAAAUAGACACAUUUUUAACACUACUCUAGUUAGGACAGACUUGUGCUUUCAUCUUGAGUAAAAAGUUAAGUAUUUAAAAGUCACCUACAUGGUAAAGAUCUAAGUUUCAUUUUCCACGUGGUUGGUGAGGAACCUGGACUUGUUUGACUUGGCACAGAAUAUCCCACUGUCUUUUUCUCCUCUGUUGUCCCGUCCUUCCCUUAUAGAAAUUAAAGUAGCUUCCUCACUCAAAAGGGCUUACACUUAAAAUGGCUUUGGAGUAAAAACUGGCCAAUUUGUGUUCUGGAAUGCAGAUGGAAAGUGAGAGCUGAUUUGGUUUGUUAUGAAAGGGUUACUUGUUUAUUUGAAGAGGGAAUGAAUUUUCUUUUUUUGCAUUUAUUUUUAUGCAAUUAACAUUUUCAGAAGGAAAAUGGCAGCUAGUAGAUCAGUAGCAUUAUGAAAGCUAUGCCUGUGAAAUUUGAAGGAAAGCAAUUUUGAUUUGCUAUUUAUCAGGAAAACCAAAAGCAUUUUUCUUUCAUACACCAAUUUGGUCAUUUAGUUCAUUUAGCCCCUUUUUCUUUGAUCUUUUGAAAAAAAUUGCACAUUAUCUUUCCCAAUCAUUGUUUCUUUACUGUUUUUAUUAAUAGUUUUUUGCCUCAGUAAGUCAUUGGUGACUUCUGUGUUCUCCCCAGCAAUGUUAAUAGCACAAGGGCAAGUAAAACCGUGGACAUGACCGUCAGCACUUCGUUCCCGUAACUGUAGGCUCCAAAAUUAGAAUCAGUCUUGCCAUCUGAAAUAUAUUGGCCUAGAACAUUUUAUCCCAGGCAUUCUUGAAUGAAAAAUAUUUGUGGGCUUUUGCUGAAGGUUGUUGAAAUAAUCAUAUGGUAAAUUGAUAUGUUAGUAUUCCUUUUAGUACAUUUCAAGCACAGUAAUUAUACUUGUCUAUCCAGUUUUUUGAUGCAUGGCUAACCUGUUAAUUGAGUUUUCUCUUUAGAGACUUUAAGAUUCUUAUAAGAUUGAGAAAGCCAGUUGACUUGGCCUUUAGAAACAUCAACAUGAAGACCAACAGAUUGUAGGUAAAGCUGCUACUGAUUUAAUAAUAUCCCAAUGAAGUAUAGAUAUAGGGAUAGACAUAACUGGCAGAGGAAGAUAGAAGAAGAAAGACAGGUGGAAAAAGUGUUUCAAUGGUUUGUGCAAUCCAGCUUGUUUCUAAUAUUAAUUGCCCUUGUUUGAAUUACAGGGAAUGGCUGGAAUCUGUAGCCAGGGGAGGAAGGACACUGUUAGGCAUGAGGAAAGGAAGUGCCAAAAAUGCCUGGACAAUACUGACUUGUCAUGAGGCCAGGACAUACACAUUAAAAUUCAGCAUAUACCCUAGAAGGUAAUUCUCAGAGAUCUCAUUGAAACCUAGUCAAGCCGGUGUCUAAGGAAGGCUGGAGAAGCAGAGAAGUCACAGGCCCUGGGUGAAGAGGUCUAGUAACUGAAGAGACAUCAGGAAGUCCAGAGGACCUGUUAUGUUACUACCCAGGCAUCUGUGGCCAAGGCCUGAGACUCCGCUAUAUCUGGCUGGGGGACGUCAGGAUAAGAAGAGUGUCACAAAGAGGGCCUUUUGCCAUUCAGGGGUGACCCUGCACAAGGAGCACUGACUUGUCCUCAGGCAUCUUGGACUGGAGGUCCAAUAAAGGUCAGCAACUUAUUAUUAAAAUGGUUGUUUCAGAUCAUAUUGAUCUCUUUCCUUUUUCCUUUUGUCCUUUCACUGUAUGACUUGAAUCAGUUUUGAUUCUAUUUGUAAGUUUUUCUCAUCGUUAGGAACCUGCCAUUUUUGUUGCAUUUUCUUUGGCUCUGUGUAGGGAUUCAGCAUCCUAGUUUUUCAACCCUCCUGCAGGCACUGUGGGUUUAUGAGGGCCAGCGGAUCCAUUUCACUUAUCUUGCUGCAUGAUGGUCAGUAGCUGAUCUGUUACGGAAUUCACGCCCAGGUUAAUUUUCCGUGUUUGAAAUAUGUGCAUUUGUGCUUUAUGGAAUAAAACAUCUGAAUUUAUUUCUCUGUCUCAAUUUCCUCCCGUCUGAUGACUGUUUUUUAAGGGAAGAAAUAUGUGAUAAGCAGUUGAGGGUUUAUGCAAGCUGCUCUUUUGCAGUGUCAGCUAUCAUCAGGAUGAGGGGUGGGCAGUGUUUCCUAGUAAGCUGGCCUCACCAAGCACACAGGUCUCCUGACAGUACAAAACAUCUUUAGGUGGACUAGACCACAAGUGCUUGCAGACCGCACCCUCAACUUGCCUCAAAGGAGAAAGAAUACAGAACAAUAGGGAGCCUACUUGGUACUGAAUAGAUGUGGAAAUACACCCUUCUCAGUUACAUAAGUCCUUGUGUGCACUUGGUCUGAGAGUUACCAGAAGCAGACUCUAAGCCAGCUUGGCCUUCUCCUCUUACAGAGCUAGACUUCCUUAACCAAGACACUGCAUCCUCUAGAGUUAUUUGUGAAAGAACAUUGUGUUCACUGACAUAAAUUCAUCCAUUUUCCGAUGGGCAGGGCCUCUAGCAGGUGGCAGGGCCAGAGAGGGUCAGUGUGUGAGCACUCACUGGGGCAGAAACAGCACCUAGGGCUGGGACACCUCAAAGUCUCUUCUACCUCCUUCACCUCCCCUUAUUUCUGUAACAGCACGUACUCGCAAUACUUGGUGCCCUUCACUGUUCUUUCCUUGUGCUCUUUUAUUUGUGUGUAUGGUGUUUCAUCUGCCUGGCAGGACAGAAACCUUUGGAGAACAACUCACAUCCUCCUCCUCUACAGUCUGUGAGAUCUGACACAUACCAAGUCCUCAAGUCCAGUUAGAGAUGGUACUUUAAAACUGAAUUUUUUUUCCUGGCGCCUCACUCACAGACUAGGAGUACAGAAGCAGCAACAUGAAUGCGUAGACUAGUGGGGCCCUGUGAAGUCUAGUAAGAUCCUUGUGAACUUAUUUCCUCUCUCAAAGAAAGUCUGCCCACUUCUGAAAACCCUGGACUCCUUAUACCCUGCUAGUUCUUGAUUAUGGGUGAAUUAGAGUGGUUUGAGUAUUGCAAGAGUAAAUGGCAAGUAAACUGUGCUAUGUCCAAAGGCAAAGAGGGGAUUUAGUUUUGCUUUUGAUAUUAUUCAGCUUCUUUGCUCCAAACUCUUGCUCA
Messenger RNA from Talpa occidentalis (Iberian mole), 5530 nucleotides. RefSeq names its product transmembrane protein 248 (gene TMEM248). Lineage: Eukaryota; Metazoa; Chordata; Mammalia; Eulipotyphla; Talpidae. The transcript has 13 exons. The record is from RefSeq and is a predicted model, not a curated record. The coding region runs from base 870 to 1838 and encodes 322 amino acids.